This is a messenger RNA of Anoplophora glabripennis (Asian longhorned beetle), 482 nucleotides long. RefSeq names its product coiled-coil domain-containing protein 85C-like. The record is from RefSeq and is a predicted model, not a curated record. Lineage: Eukaryota; Metazoa; Arthropoda; Insecta; Coleoptera; Cerambycidae. Bases 10 to 366 code for a protein of 118 amino acids. The transcript has 2 exons.
GACCAAAUAAUGCAGUACGUGCGGAACCUGGAGCAGCGCGUCAAGCAGCUGGAAGACGACAAGCGCUCGCUCACCCACAAAAUCAAUCAGAUCGCCUCCAGCACGGGCGACCCGUCCAUAGCAGUCCCCCAGGACAACGGCGUGGUGGGCGCGCUGAGCGGCCGUCCGGAAGCCGUCGUGCGGGCCCUCCAGGUUCUCGAAGUUCGAGAACAGUUGGAGAGAGAGGGCCGCAUGCCCGAACGAGGAGAGAACAUGUCGGACACGACCUCCCAGGACAUGGAUGAUGGAGAGAAGGCGCUCGUUCGCGAGAUGUGUAAUGUGGUAUGGAGAAAAUUAGAAGAAGGUCCAUCGCCUACUAGACGAUAGUGUUCCCCUAACAAACCAGCACCUCUCCUUCUAAAUGUACAAUUUUCUUGCCAAUAAGAAAAUCUUAGUUAUACUAAUAUGUAUAUAUAUUUUCCCUAUUAAAAAGUAUUAUUGUU